AUGGCACGCUUCUUUCCCCUCAUCGCUGCCACUUUAGCCCUCUUCUCCUCCCUCGUGUUGGCAUCCCCUGCUACGGAGCUGUAUGCUCUCGGACAGCACACCAAUGGCCAGUACGCCGUCAUCGACCUGAACGACGACUUCGAGACAAAGUCGACCUCCGCAGACAGCCACGUCCUCGACAAGCGCGUGAACGUCAGGUGGUGCAUCGAAAGUGCGGCCCGGCGUGCAUUGGCGCGUCUGUCAACGAUCGCCACCAGCAUUGCAGACUACUUGCGCGAGGUCGACGACAACGUUUGCGGUGUGCACUGCAUCCGCCUCGAUCAUGCCGGCAACUGGAAUGGCUAUGUCACUCUCGGUCCGGCCCAUCAGGAUCUCGAUCACCUCUAUUGCGGACCGAAGUAUCCUUUUGGCAAGUGUGGUGGUCGCCAGAAGUAG
Messenger RNA from Acaromyces ingoldii, 435 nucleotides. RefSeq lists its product as hypothetical. The coding region runs from base 1 to 435 and encodes 144 amino acids. The record is from RefSeq and is a predicted model, not a curated record. The transcript has 2 exons. NCBI's taxonomy places the organism in Eukaryota, Fungi, Basidiomycota, Exobasidiomycetes, Exobasidiales, Cryptobasidiaceae.